Molecule: messenger RNA, 1237 nt
Organism: Sinocyclocheilus grahami
Lineage: Eukaryota; Metazoa; Chordata; Actinopteri; Cypriniformes; Cyprinidae
Product: transcription initiation factor TFIID subunit 3
Exons: 6
Coding region: 1-807 (268 amino acids)
Biological process (GO): positive regulation of transcription by RNA polymerase II
Cellular component (GO): transcription factor TFIID complex
Molecular function (GO): transcription factor binding; p53 binding
Source: RefSeq, a predicted model, not a curated record
AUGGAGCCUGUUGGCUUCCCACAAACUAUCCCUCAGUUUCCCAUCAGCAAGAGCAGCGUUCUGCAGUUUCCUGCUGCUGGCUUUGACACGGACGCCCGUGAUGCCCUGAGGGGUGAGAGGAGAGACUAUAUCCCAGAGUACUUCCCUUCGCUCGUCUCACUGCAGGAAGGAAGUCGGCGGGCUGUAGGCUCCCAGCCAUGUGUGUGUGAGAAGCUGGCGGAGGUCCGGCCCAGAUGGCAGACAUCCCAGGCUGAUGUUCUUCCUGCUGUCCCACCGUCUCCUGUCAUACCCCGACUGACCCUCAGAGUGGGCGCUGGACAAGACAAGAUUGUGAUCAGUAAGGUGGUCCCAGAUUCAGAGCCCACCCCUCCACCACCACGGAUCCCAGUGGCCAGGGCCAGUCCAGCAGCACGAAUGCGUUCCCCUCCUGCUCCCCCUCCACCUGCCCUGGCUCCUGUAGCACCUCCACCCCGCCCUCCUCUUGUCCUGCCCCCUCCACCCCCAGCCGCCCCCAUUCAGCCACCACCCAGCCAGGCCAAAGCACGGGGAUGCAGCGUUGUCACGGAGACCGUCAGUGCAUACGUGAUUCGGGAUGAAUGGGGGAAUCAGAUCUGGAUUUGUCCAGGAUGUAAUAAACCUGAUGACGGCAGUCCCAUGAUCGGAUGCGACGAGUGUGACGACUGGUAUCACUGGCCCUGUGUGGGUCUUGUAGCCGCCCCUCCGGAGGACCAGUCGUGGUACUGUGUGAAAUGCGCUGGCAAGAAGAAAGACAAGAAGACAAAAAAAAGGAAACGCAAACUGCACUGACCCACAUUUCUUUUUCUCUCGUCUCUGUCUUCAUCUGUUUUCGCCUUAAUUCAUUUCCAACUCUGUUUUGCCUCAUUUGUUUGUUUUUUUGUUUUUUCCCCCCACCCAGCCGUUCUUUUAACUUGGAUAACUUAACUCAGUGUCCAGUAUCAUAAUGUAUUUUUUAAUAUGAAAAUGUCAAAUGUGUAUAUGUUACUUUUUUAUGUGGAGAAUCAUAUAGUGUGUCUAUAUGAUCUUUGUAUCGAGCUUAUGAUUGUUCAGUAGAUGCGUUGAAAUGAACCUCUCAGUUUGCCCUCAUUAAAGGUUGUUCCAUAUAUGUGCUGAUACAUCAAAUCUACAUCACCCAUGCGAAAAAGCAUUCUGUACUAUAAUAUGCCUUUUAAUAUCGUUCUUCUGAUUGAUUUUGACUGGAGGUGCAGUUUCAUUUUUA